AUGGAGAAUGAAUAUAACGAUAUAAAUAUUCAUGAAAGUUUCGAUUUAAUGUUAUCAUUAGCAGAAAGUCUUCAAGAAUCAAAGAAAAGUUCCGAUGAAGAAAACACCGAAUUAAGAAAACGUGCCGUCUAUACUCCUUAUAGAUCUAUACAGAAAAAAUUCACAAAUUCAAAAUUAUAUAUGCCUAUAAUAAAUUGGUUUGACAAACCAACAUUAUUAAGUCCUACUGAAUGUGCUAGAUAUGGAUGGAUUAAUAUUGAUACGGAUUGUCUUGAAUGUGAAUAUUGUGGAGAGAGGUUAUUGGUUAAUACAUCAGAAGAUGUAGAUAUUGAUCGAAGUCUUCUAAAACAAUAUUUCGAGGCACUUACAACUACUCAUACAUCAUUGUGUCCAUGGCGUGAAUCACCGUGUGAAGAAACAAUUUACACAUUUCCUUUACUUUCAAGCAAUGAAAUAAUAAGAGAAUUUCAAAGCAGAUUAUUAAAUUUAAUAAAAUUGGGUGAUAAAAUACCAGUGGUUAAAGCUAACCUAAAUGAAGAAUUUAUGGAAACAAUGGAUUCGGUAGUUCCACCAGAAGAAAUUGGAGCAUUGCAAGAAAAUAAUUAUGAGCAGAAAGAUUUAUCACUUCAAGUCUUGGCUUGUAAGAAUGUUGAUGAUAUCUGGAAUUUAUUACAAUCUAAUAGUGAACAGUUUGAUUGUGAAUAUGAACAUUAUUGGUAUUGUAUAUGGGUUACGGGUGGUAAUCAGCAAUUAAGGAAAAAAGAUCCUAAAGAAUUGGAGAGAUUACGACCUGGUUGGAAUAUAACAUUGUCGCACAUUCUGGAACAUAAUCUUUGUAAAAAUCUAACCAAUAUUAAUUCAAUUGCUUGUAAGAAUUUUGUAAUUCCUAUUUUUAAUCAAAAGAGAUUUGCUCACGAUGUUGUUGUGAGACAAAAAACAGGGAGAACAAUUAUUAAAUAUGGUCAUAGUGGUCGUUCUUCAGUUAGUGGCCAUAUAGCAACUGUGUUUGGCUGUACAGGUUUCAUAGGUCGUUAUGUUGUCAGCAAACUUGUUGUUAUUCCAUAUCGAGAUGAAAAUGACAAAAGAUUUUUAAAAGUAACUGGUGAUUUAGGGCAAAUAGUUCCAUUGGAAUUCGAUCUUCUAAAUGUUCAAGGUGCAGCCAUUAUUGCAGAAGUUUGUCGUGAAGAAGGUGUUGAUAGAUUGGUUCAUGUAUCAGCUUUAAAUGCUGAUAUAAAUUCUCAAUCAGAAUUUUUUAAAACAAAAGCACUGGGUGAAAAUGCAGUUAGAGAAAUAUUUCCAGAUGUUACAAUUGUUCGCCCUAGUAUUGUUUUUGGUUAUGAAGAUAGAUUUUUGAAUAGGAUGGGAGGUAAAUUUGAAUUGACUGUUAAUAAAGGAAAAACGAGAUUUAGGCCCGUUAAUGUGCUCGAUGUAGCGCAUGCACUUGAAUUAAUGUUAAAAGAUGAAUCAACCAUAGGACAAACUUAUGAGUUAUUUGGUCCAACAGAAUACACAAUGAAUCAACUUUAUGAUAUUGCAGAUGAAAUUUUAAUAACUAGACGUACACGAAUCAAUGUACCAAAACCACUAGCAAUUGCCAUCACCAACCUACUACGAUUAUCACCAUGGCCAUUUAUAUCACCUGAUGAAAUUGUAAGAUAUUUUAUUGAUGAAAAGAUUUCAAACAGUAAAGAUGUAAAAACUUUUGAAGAUUUAGGUGUCAUACCGUACACAUUGGAAGACACUGCUAUAGCAACUCUUAGAGAUCACAGAAAAUCUGCCGUUUUUGAUCAACCUGUUACUCCAACUUUGAUUGCAGAUAAUUUCUGCGAAAAAUACUUAAUAAAUCCUGAAGAUGAUAACGGCAAUACCAUUGAUAUGCCGAAAAUACAUCAAGCAGCUCUUUUCACUUUCAGUGAUGCUUCUGCCAAUACUGAAGAUGUUAUUUCAGAGUCAGAGGAAUCGCAACAUAGUAGCUUAUAUUAUGAUAAUGUGUAUCCACUUAGAAUUGGAAUAUUUGACCUUAGACAUUAUAUAGUCAGAACAAGUAAAAAAAGACUUGAAACCAAAGUUAAAUCUGGAAAAUGGAUUCCACAAGAAACUGAAAUGCCAUUUAAUUUUAAGAUUGAGGGUGUGGAACCUAGAAAAAGAGAAGGCGGAAUGUUUGUUAAUUUUACAUUUUCGGUUGAUCCUGCACGAAAAUCCGAAGCAUUAAAUGAAAUCUAUAAGAAUGUUGAAGCUUAUAUAUCGGCUAAAAACGUUAUACCGUGGUUUAAUCUUAAACCGCUCGAAGUUUAUAUGGUUAAAGGCGAACCUUUUAUUGAAGAUUUGGCCAAUAGAUUUCCCGCAAGUCGACUUCAUGUUGAAUUUCAAGGACCAGAUGUUUCGAUCGAAACUUUGUAUCAAAUAUUUCGACCAUAUGGAUUAAUUCGUGAUAUAAUCCUACCGCAACCAUCUUCAAAAGAUGCCCCUCGAUUUGCUUUGAUACAAUUCUCCAAAAUGAGAUCUGCUACAAGUGCUAGAAAUUGUGUUCACGGUUUAAUUACAGAUGGCACGAGACUAAAUAUUGUCUAUGAUAAAACAUUGAAAUCAAAUAUGAUAUAUAGCUGGAUGAUUGCACAUCCAAGAACUUCGAUACCAUUAAUAGCAGCUGCUAUUGCUGGUAUUACUUACACAAUCUUUGAUCCGAUCCGAACCUUUUUUAUAACUUCAAAAAUCACACAACGAUUCAACCCUCAAGAAUAUCGUAUUUAUCAAUGGCUUAGACGUGAAACUAUUGACAGAUUAUUAACUUACCGUAAUAAAAAUGAAGAUAAUUCAUUAUCUUAUCUUAGUAAUUGGGUUGAAAGAGAACAAGAAGAAAUAAAAUUAAAUAUUUGGUUGAAAGAACCACCAGAAACAUUUAUUGUAUUAUUGGGUCCUACUGGUAGUGGAAAAAGUGGAUUCAUUGAUAAAGCUUUAAAAAAUAAAAGAAAUAAACUUUUUAUAAAGUGUGAUGAAAUUCAAAAUUCUCGUGAUGAAAGUGAACUUGUAUUAAAAUUGGCAAAACAAGUUGGUUAUUUCCCUGUAUUUAGUACAUUGGUAUCCAUGUCAAAUUUAAUUGAUGGAUUGGCAAGUGCAACGAUUGGUCAAAAGACCGGAUUUUCUUCAACGACUGAUUCUGAAAUCAAAAAGAUUCUCGAUGCAUUGGCAAUUGCUUUACAUGAUGUAGCACCUGAAGAGUUAAGGAAAAGUACUCGUUAUAAUCAAAAAAAGAAGCAUGAUUUUAUCACGACAUCAAUUGUUGAAUCUUAUGAUCCAGCCGAUAUUCCAAUUGUUGUGAUUGAUGAUUAUAUGAUUAAAAAUAAGGAAAAUCAUGAACUUUGGGAUCAUUUGGCUAAAUUAGCUGCAAUCCUUGUAGAAAAUAGAGUUGCUCAUGUGGUUUUCGUUGGUUCAAACGUUGGUAUUGUAAAGCAUUUAAAUAAAGCACUUCCAAACAAAACAUUUAAUUUUGUUAAUCUUUCUGAUGCACCAUAUGAACGAGCCAUUAGUUUGGUAAAGAGUCACGUACCUGAUAAAGAAGAUAAAGAACUUGAUGGGGCUGUAAAUGCACUUGGUGGCCGUUUAACUGAUUUGAAAUUAUUUAUUAAUAAAAUAAGUAGUGGUCAAAGUUCUCAAGAGGCAUUGAAUGAACUUAUAUUCAAAUCUGUUAUUGAAAUUCGUAAACUUGGCUUUGGUGAUGAUGUUGAAGAUGCCAAAACUAUUCCUUGGAGUAGUGAUGAUACCUCAAUAAGGGCUAUGGAACAAGCCGAAUUGAUUUCAGUUUCACAAUUAGAUGGACGACCUGAUUUUAUAAGAUUAGGAAAGCCACUUUAUCAAGUAGCUUUUCAACAAAUCAUAUCCGACAAAUUAUUUGCAGCAACAAUGGAACUUCAAACAUAUAAAUAUCUUUUUGAAUUUGAAACAGAUAAAAUUAAAAAAUAUGAACAAGAGCUUGAAAGUUUAGGACAAUUAUUUGUUAAACAAGAAGGAAAAUGGUUGUUUGGUAGUGGCCGCGUUCCUGCUAUUGUUGAUCAACGAGUUAAAUUUCUAUUGGAAUUGGUACAAAAAAGUCAUGUUCGUACUGUUGAUUAUGAAAAAAAUAUUGAAGAAUUGAAAAAAUUUAUUGCUUCUGGUGGAACUUCGUAA
This is a messenger RNA of Entrophospora candida, 4164 nucleotides long. Lineage: Eukaryota; Fungi; Glomeromycota; Glomeromycetes; Entrophosporales; Entrophosporaceae. The record is from the annotation of a GenBank genome assembly.